This is a messenger RNA of Myxocyprinus asiaticus (Chinese sucker), 3806 nucleotides long. Its product is annotated as oxysterol-binding protein-related protein 2-like. The transcript is spliced from 14 exons. Gene Ontology annotation, molecular function: cholesterol binding. Gene Ontology annotation, cellular component: cytosol; membrane; intracellular membrane-bounded organelle. The record is from RefSeq and is a predicted model, not a curated record. NCBI's taxonomy places the organism in Eukaryota, Metazoa, Chordata, Actinopteri, Cypriniformes, Catostomidae. Bases 202 to 1623 code for a protein of 473 amino acids.
AGUGGCUCCACCUCUCGUUUCAAGUGCAGUCUGCUAGUUUCAGUGAAACAUGACAGAUGAAUGAGUGCAUGAAUGAACUUGGACACUAACAUCACUGGAGGAUCAGGUGUACCUGUCCUAAGGAAGUGAAAGCAUUAGCACAGAGAAGGAAAGAGAGAGACCAUGCACUAGAGACUCCGUAUUGGCCCUGCAUUCUCUACAAUGAACAAUGAGGACGAGUUCUAUGAUGCCGUCACAGGCUUGGAUUCAGACGAGUCGUGUGAAGGCACAUCAGAAGCCAGUUUUAAAGAUGCUGUAGUGUUUGACAGCGGUCCGAAGAACAAUGGAGCAGUUCCUCAGGAGAACGGAAUCAAGAAACGCAGGUCAUCUCUUCCUGCCCCCAUGUUCUCCAGAAAUGAUUUUAGCAUAUGGAGCAUCCUCAAGAAAUGUAUUGGACUGGAGCUGUCCAAGAUCACCAUGCCCAUCGUGUUCAAUGAGCCCUUGAGUUUUCUACAGAGAAUCUCAGAGUAUAUGGAUCACACAUACCUCAUCCAGAAAGCCUGCUCACAGUCUGACUCUAUAGAGAGGAUGCAGACGGUUGCUGCCUUUGCUGUGUCUGCAGUUGCCUCUCAGUGGGACAGAACUGGAAAACCUUUCAACCCACUUUUAGGAGAGACUUAUGAACUCACACGAGAGGAUCAGGGUUUCAGACUCAUCUCAGAACAGGUGAGUCACCAUCCGCCGGUCAGUGCAUUCCACACAGAGAGUCUGAGCGGAGACUUCAUGUUCCAUGGCUCCAUCUACCCCAAACUCAAGUUCUGGGGCAAGAGUGUGGAGGCAGAGCCAAAAGGAACCAUCACACUAGAGCUUCUGAAGCAUAAAGAGGUCUAUACAUGGACGAACCCUUUCUGCUGUGUACACAAUGUAAUUCUGGGUAAACUCUGGAUUGAGCAGUACGGCACAGUAGAAAUUGUCAACCACAGUACUGGAGAGAAGUGUGUGCUGAACUUUAAACCCUGUGGGAUGUUCGGAAAAGAGCUGCACAGAGUUGAGGGUUAUAUCCAGGACAAGAGUAAGAAGAAGCGCUGUGUAAUCUAUGGGAAAUGGACUGAGUGUAUGUGGAGUGUGGACCCACAAGUAUAUGAAGCCCAUCGGAAGCUUGACAAGAAAGGAGUGACAGACACUAAGAAACAGAAACAGGAAGAGACCGAAGGAGCCGUCAAUGAGGAUGCCGAUGAAAUGCCUGAUGUACAAGAGACUGUGGCUGUGAUUCCUGGUAGCACAUUACUGUGGAGAAUAUCAUCUAGACCACCUCAUUCAGCAGAGAUGUAUAACUUCACAAAUUUUGCCAUGACACUGAAUGAGUUGGAGCCCGGCAUGGAAAGAGUGCUAGCGCCAACAGACUGCCGCCUACGGCCUGACAUCAGAGCCAUGGAGAAUGGCAACAUGGAUGAGGCCAGCAAAGAAAAGGAGAGGUUGGAAGAGAAACAGCGAGCAGCUCGUAAAGAGCGAGCCAAAGAUGGUAAAGAAUGGUCCACUAGGUGGUUUUAUUCAGGCACAAACCCACACACAGGAUCACAGGACUGGCUCUACACAGGCGGCUACUUUGACAGGAAAUACACAAACUGUCCUGAUAUCUACUAAUGAGGAGGUUCAUGUUCAAAGGGCAGAGGUUCCCGCACCUUCUACACCUUUCUCUCUUCCCACCUUCAGCAUCCCUCCACUUGCCACACCAUAUCAUAUCCAACCGAAAGCGAUACUGUGGCACUUAUGUCCUACUCACCUGCGUUAAUACUCCAUUGCACGAGAGCUUCAUGAGAAUUUACAAAAAUCACAACAAGUUAUUGAAAUGCUGAUUUAUUGAGUUGGACGAGUAUGCACUUGUGUUUAUGAUGUCAUAAUGUGUAACAGCAUCUUCAUUCACAUCCUAUCUACACUGUAGGUUUUAUUAAUGGAUCAAAGCAUUAGGACUGUAUAAGAGAGACCGAAUUAGUGAUUUGCCUUUUAAUUCUGCCUAAGAACCUACAAACCCCUCAGUGAAUCUCAAGGCUCCAGCUAGUUUGACAAAGUCAGUGUUCCUGGAGCGCAAUAUAGUUGUAGUUAUGUCACCUGAGGUCACAAAUAGUGCCAAUACAUGCACUCUGUGUGACUCUUAAGUGCUUGGAUUCACCAUGUUCCAUGUAUAGUAUGAGUUUAACAUAUGAAAACUAAUUCCAGACCUUUUUAGCUUGUCUAGCACUGAGCAGCGUAAAGACCUCAAUGAUUCAGCUGUAUGAAGAGACUUAAGAGAGUGUGGAGGUGAUUUAAGCAUUAAUGUAAUAACGACAGUAAUAAGGUUUAAUGAAUGAUUAUGAAUGUGAAUAAUGAACUGUGUGUGUGUGUGUGCGUGCGUGCAUGCGUGCGUGUGCUCUUUUGGCAAUUAAUGUAUAAAGCCAUAGUGUUGUUUUAAUUGGUACAAUAUUUUGCCUUUUUGAAUUUCUAUUCAGAUUAAAUGUCAGUCCUGAAAAAUUUACGAAAAAUUGCUUCAUCAUUUAUGAAUUCUGAUGAAGUGUUUUAAAAAUAGAUUAUAGUAGCUUCAAAAGCACCUUUUCAUAGAUUCAUGGGGUGGACAAUAGGCUGAUUGUAUUGUUAUUGAUAUGUUCUUUAAAUAGUUCACCCAAAAAAUUUCUCAAAUAAGCAUUCUGUCAUUGUUUACUCACCUAUGUUUUUCCAAACACAUAUGACUUCCGGUAUGACUCAUAUGACAUUAAAAAGAUGCAAUGAAAGUGAAUCCUUUUUUGUGCCACUGUGGAAAGAAAGUCAUAUGGGUUUGGAACAACAUGAGGCUGAAUCAAUGAUGACAGAAUUUUCUUUUUUGGGUGAACUAUUCUUUGAAUAAGAUGUCAGAUGAAAACAAAACUUGCUCUUGUACGCUUUCAUAUUUCACCAUUUUUGUAUGUGUUGGUGUCAUACUAACUUGUUCCUCAAGCACUAGCCAAUGAAUAGAUUGUUUAAUGAGAUGUAGGGUGUCGUGGUUUGUUCUAUCCAUCAGCAUUUUCAUCCGUUAUCACUGUUCCCAAACACGCACACUGUGUAUUUGCAAAAACAAAAUCUAUGCAACCUAUUAAACAGGUAAAAUAUUCCAUUGACUUCAGUAUGAUUAGAAACAAGCACAAAUAUUUCUGUCUUAAUGAAAAUGAAAUGUGUAAAAGGGCAGCUUAUAUAAAUGUAAAGUAUAAUGCCUUCCUAUUCACAAAAAUAUUUCUAAUUUGUCCCCUGUGCCCAUAGAUGCCCAUAUGCUUGAUAUGAUUUUUGUACUUUUCCAUUUAUCUAAUUUUGUUUUCUUUCAGACCACAAAACUGGUGUCCCUUUCAUUCAGAGAACAUCAAACUAUGUACAGCAGUGUGCAGGAAAUAAAUGGGUGGGAUUUGAAGCACUUGUUGCUCUUCUCAAGUACACAAACAUGUUUUCUUUACCACGGUUCUUGAAUUUGAAUUCAUUUUGAGUCACAAAAACUUGACCUUGAUCUUUGUUGUUUUCCAUCCAUUUCUACAGAGUGUAGAAUGUUAGACAUUUCACUUAAUUUUCGAACCACCUCUCCCCUAGUCUGAGUGAGUACUUAAAGCAUCAACAGGAAUGUCAAAAUGGACAGUAUCAUAACCAGUUGUUUGAUACACAUGUGAAAUUCACUAAACUACCUGGUUUGCAACCUUCAUUGUAUCUGCUCCCUCAUUAAAUGUUUUAUUUAUAUAUAUAUAUAUAUAUAUAUAUAUAUAUAUAAUUUGAUUAUUUGAAAAUUAACAUUAUAAAACUAAUAUUCCACAAUUAAAAUAUAGAUUUUAUUUUUA